AUGAAUGUCUGUGCUGACUGUUUUACUGCUUUGUCAAAGCAGGAUAGUGUGCCUCGUUUUGCGCUCGCGAAUGGCUUGUAUCGUGGUGAGCUCCCGACGUAUUUCAAAGACUUGACUUGGGUAGAAGAGAAGAUCUGCGCAAUAUACAAUACCACGGCGCAUGUGACGCGCUUGUUCCAGUUGUCGGAUCCAUUGCAGCCGAAAGUUUUUCAUGGCAACAUUUGUGCUCAUGACAUGAACAUUGUAUCCACCGUGUCUGUGUUGCCUCGGACUCCUGCAGACGUGAAUGGAUUCCUCAGCAUUGUCUUUGUUGGUCCUGGUAAAUUCAAGCCCGACCAGAUGGGUCCCAUGUUUCGAGUGCGGAAGGAUAAAAUCUGGUCUUUUCUUGUUUGGUUAAAGCAUCACAAUCGAUUGUAUUCCGAUAUCCUACUUGAACCGGAUAAUCUGAUACUUUAUCCAGAUGACGACAUGUUGCCUGGAUUAUCUGAUCGUGUGGUUGAAAAU
Messenger RNA from Suillus subaureus, 504 nucleotides. RefSeq lists its product as uncharacterized. The annotation marks the transcript as partial. The transcript has a single exon. The record is from RefSeq and is a predicted model, not a curated record. NCBI's taxonomy places the organism in Eukaryota, Fungi, Basidiomycota, Agaricomycetes, Boletales, Suillaceae.